AGAGGGGAGGGAGGUAGGAGUCAGGAUAAGUAAGGUGUGAGGAGGAGAACAUACAAGGAGAGUACUACCAAGGUGAAGACAGUACAAGUUUAGAGGAAAUGAUGGAGGGCGACAAGUAAAGUUUCUCCUGGACUGUAGACAUUGAUUGAUGACCAGCGAAGGAUAACAAGGCACAAGAAGACCUGCCUUGCCCUGUGGGGGUUCCAAGACUGAGAACCUGGACUGACGACAUACAGCCGUCAUGGCUGCAGAAAUGGAAGUUCGGAUCCAGCGAGAAGAAGAAAGAAAUGAAGCAGCUGUGGAAAUGGGCCAAAGAGCUAACACUCCAAGUACAGACCUCGUCCAACCAUCGCAGCAGCCCAAACCUACCUCAGAGGAGCCUAAAGGCAUAGAGAACACGGCAUUUGUUGGGGACCCUCCACCGUAUUCUCCCCCGGACCCUAAGAUUGCACAUCUGCUGUACCCCAAUUAUCAAAAUAACUUCUCUGGCUCCAUGGCUGUCAUGUACCAGUCUGGCCCGACGUUGCAGAAUGUCUACGCACAUCAGAACCUGCCGCCAGGGUCAUAUCCCUAUAUCAUAAAUGAUGGAUCAAUGGGCAUGCCGCAACCUCCCCAGCCAGAAGUGAGGACUAAAGAUUACAUGGUGGAGUCUGUGCUGGUCAUGUUCUUCUGCUGCUUCCUAACAGGCAUCAUUGCCGUGGUCUACUCUCAUGAGACCCGAACAGCUCUGAGCAGAGGAGACGUCCUGCAGGCCCAGGAAGCCUCCCGGAAGGCCAGAUCUCUCGUCCUCUUCAGUCUUCUCUUUGGAGUCUUUGUUUCAGUCAGCUGGAUUAUAUAUGUAGUGGUCGCUAUCUUUUUAUGAAAGGGCAUGGAGUCCAGGAAACCCACACAUGUGGUUUCUACCUUACUUCCAUCAGAAACCUUUCAACAUACCACUCAUCAGCUGAAUUAUCAGCCAUCUAAACCCCAUCAUAUGUAUGGGAUCUCUCAGCACUACAUAAGACAUUGCCUGGACGCGAUUGUGCUGAUUGGGAAAUACAGAAAUGUGUAUAUGUACAGAAAACAUUUAAAUAAAAAUAUACAUUUUCUUUUUUA
Rana temporaria (common frog) is the source of this 1095-nucleotide messenger RNA. It is a transcript of the gene PRRT1B, whose product is annotated as proline rich transmembrane protein 1B. The record is from RefSeq and is a predicted model, not a curated record. NCBI's taxonomy places the organism in Eukaryota, Metazoa, Chordata, Amphibia, Anura, Ranidae. Gene Ontology annotation, cellular component: membrane. The coding region runs from base 242 to 862 and encodes 206 amino acids. The transcript has 4 exons.